AUGACCAGAGGGGGCUUUUUCAUCAUGUGCUGUGUACUGUGGGGCGACGUGAUCCACAUCUACUCCAGAGUCCUGGAGGGACCAGGUUUCUCCGUCUUCAAAGGAGCCACAGAGGACGGCUACGUGGUCCUCAAGGUGUGGACGGCUGCUCGGCCCUGGGACUUCCAUCAGUCUCUGCGUCUGAAGAACUCGUCCACCGCCGCCGGGUUUCCUCUGAUCAGCUGUUUCCUGUUCCUGGACGGCUGCAUCACCGUGUACACCACGCCGCCGGGUCACAUGUUCACUGAGCUCACAGAGUGUGUCCCCAGCGAGGCCUCCGUUGGUUAUAAAGCAGUCGCCCUGGUAACGAUGGUGUCUCAGCUUCACUCCUGCAGACUGCUGCAUGCGGCACUGCAGCCUCACCUCCUCACCUGUUGUCACAGAGGUCUCCUGAUCCCUGACUGGGUCUUCCCGGUGGACUGGUCCUCCUCGGUGGACCUGGACCUCCAGCGGGACGUCACGUCGGUCCAGCAGGUCCCCUCAGCUCAGGACUACAUCGGUCUGGGUCUCCUGGAGCCGACCGCCCCCACAGCUGGUACCACUGCAGCACAUCAGUCCACUCUGUUUGGCUCCUUCACUGGGAUUGGUCCUCACUGA
Molecule: messenger RNA, 636 nt
Organism: Anoplopoma fimbria (sablefish)
Lineage: Eukaryota; Metazoa; Chordata; Actinopteri; Perciformes; Anoplopomatidae
Product: mitotic checkpoint serine/threonine-protein kinase BUB1 beta-like
Exons: 5
Coding region: 1-636 (211 amino acids)
Source: RefSeq, a predicted model, not a curated record